AUGACCUUGACGCGGUGGACGACAGCGUCCCUGGUGGCUUCAGGAGCGCUGUGUGCGACGCUAGGUGCUUGGCUUGGUCGGUACCUGCUGGCACGAGGCUGGCAGAGUCGUCUACAGAGCGACGACUCGCUGGUGAAGGAAUUGGAACAGGAAAUCGAGCGACAAAAGCAGCUUCGAGCGCAGGAGCGGGCGGGGCGAACUAAUGCCGAGCGGGAGGCGCGCGAGGCGCUACAGCGGCAACACGAGACAGCAGGCUACAACUUUGAGGCUGUUGCGCACGUGCAAUCAUGUUUUGCGGACCGCCGCGGCACCCCUAGACAAGGAGGUCUCGUGGAGAACUCUCGAGCACGCAUCACGUUUAAGACCAGUAUCCCACCGGCAAGUCUCGAGAGUCUAGAGCAGUUCAGCCACCUGUGGAUCCUGUUUGUCUUCCAUGAGAACACCAACUUAGCUAAAGGUGUCCCUAAGACCACGUUCCCGGCCAAAAUCGCCCCACCACGACUUGGAGGCAAGAAGGUUGGGCUCUUCUCGACUCGUACACCUCAUCGCCCCAACUCUAUCGGACUCUCGGUCGUCAAGAUCGAGGCUAUCCGUGACCGAUGUAUCGAAAUCAGUGGCCACGACCUUGUCAACGGCACACCCGUGUUGGAUGUCAAGCCCUACGUACCGGCAGACUACGUCCCAGGACACAUCGUCCCAGACUGGGUGGCAGCCGAGACGGACGUGGUGGCAAGACCAGUUGAGUUCACGCCGGAAGCCACAGCGUCGCUGACUGAACUCGUAGAAGCCAAGUUGUCGUCCUUCUACGCCAAUGUAUCUGACUCGAAGACAGCAAUCGAGCAGAUGCUUGUCUUAGACAUCCGCAGCGUCCACCAGGGACGUGGCCAAGCUGCUGAGACGCAACAGUUCCAGUGCCGCUUUGACACUGUACAGAUCGAGUUUUCGACGCUGGAGGAAUGCAUCCGCGUACUGAGCUGCACACGCUACACGACACACGAUCGAUCACGCCUACUACUGCGUCAAGCGCUGUUGAACCAGCAACAGCGAGAGGAAUAA
Phytophthora infestans T30-4 is the source of this 1056-nucleotide messenger RNA. RefSeq lists its product as uncharacterized. The transcript has a single exon. Bases 1 to 1056 code for a protein of 351 amino acids. NCBI's taxonomy places the organism in Eukaryota, Oomycota, Peronosporomycetes, Peronosporales, Peronosporaceae. The record is from RefSeq and is a predicted model, not a curated record.